This is a messenger RNA of Arabidopsis lyrata subsp. lyrata, 1892 nucleotides long. Its product is annotated as xylogalacturonan beta-1,3-xylosyltransferase. Bases 154 to 1719 code for a protein of 521 amino acids. Lineage: Eukaryota; Viridiplantae; Streptophyta; Magnoliopsida; Brassicales; Brassicaceae. Gene Ontology annotation, molecular function: glycosyltransferase activity. The transcript is spliced from 4 exons. The record is from RefSeq and is a predicted model, not a curated record.
ACUCAUUUCUUCCACUAAUGAUAUGAUAGAGACAUACCAAAGAAUCUUUCAUGACUUUUCUUCUUUUCUCCUCACUUCCAAAAUUCUCUUCUGUCUUCCUCUUAAGAGUAAAGAAUCAAAAAAAGGAACCCAAAGAAAAAAAAUAACAUAGCCAUGGCUGCUCCAAGAUCAAGAAGAUGCUCUCUUUCUCUCUUAACCCUUAUCUCCAUCUCUCUUAUUCUUAUUUCUGUUUCACUCUUUGUCUCCACAAAACCAACUAAUAAGCCCUUAAUUGAUUACAGAAACCAAUUCUCUGUUUCUAUCUCUUCUCCUCCUUCUCCAUCUCCUCUUGAACAGAACAACACAACAAACACUAGUCUUGUUUUAGCAUCUCCUCUUUUGUCUCUUCCUGGUCAGAGCAACACAACAAACACUAGUCUGAUCUCAGCCUCUCCUCCUUUUUCUCAUCUCGGACAAAACAAUACAACAAACACUACUCUUGCUUCUUCAUCCUCUUUUUCUGAUCACCAAAACCAAAAUAAGUCUCCAAGUCCUACAAGUAAAAAAGUUGUAAUUAAGAAAAGAAGUGGGUUGGAUAAAAUAGAAUCAGAUUUAGCAAAAGCAAGAGCAGCAAUUAAGAAGGCAGCUUCUACACAAAAUUAUAUCAGCUCUCUCUACAAAAACCCAGCCGCCUUUCAUCAGAGUCACACGGAGAUGAUGAAUCGUUUUAAGGUGUGGACAUACACAGAGGGAGAGGUCCCACUGUUCCAUGACGGCCCUGUGAAUGACAUUUACGGUAUAGAAGGACAAUUCAUGGACGAAAUGUGCGUGGACGGACCAAAGAGUAGAAGCCGUUUUCGGGCGGAUCACCCUGAGGAUGCUCACGUUUUCUUCAUACCAUUUAGCGUCGCCAAGGUCAUCCACUUCGUCUACAAGCCCAUCACCUCUGUCGAAGGAUUUUCGCGGGCUCGCCUACACCGUCUUAUAGAGGAUUAUGUUGAUGUAGUUGCCACUAAGCAUCGCUAUUGGAACAGAAGCAAAGGUGGCGACCAUUUCAUGGUAUCAUGCCAUGACUGGGCACCAGACGUGAUCGAUGGGAAUCCAAAGUUGUUUGAAAAAUUCAUAAGGGCUCUUUGCAAUGCUAACACAUCGGAAGGAUUCCGGCCUAACGUGGAUGUAUCCAUUCCGGAGAUAUACCUUCCUAAAGGUAAAUUGGGUCCGUCUUUUCUCGGAAAAUCACCGAGAAUUCGAUCUAUACUUGCAUUUUUUGCCGGAAGAAGUCACGGUGAAAUCAGAAAAAUCUUAUUUAAACAUUGGAAAGAAAUGGACAAUGAAGUCCAAGUCUAUGACCGUCUUCCCCCAGGAAAGGACUAUACAAAAACUAUGGGAAUGAGUAAGUUUUGUCUGUGUCCGAGUGGUUGGGAGGUCGCUAGCCCGAGAGAGGUCGAGGCGAUAUAUGCUGGUUGUGUACCGGUGAUCAUAUCGGAUAAUUAUUCAUUACCAUUCAGUGAUGUGCUUAAUUGGGAUUCCUUUUCCAUACAAAUCCCUGUUUCUAGGAUACCAGAGAUCAAAACCAUUCUACAAAGUGUUUCUCUCGUAAGAUACUUGAAGAUGUAUAAGAGAGUCUUAGAAGUGAAGCAACAUUUCGUGUUGAAUCGUCCAGCUAAACCCUACGAUGUGAUGCAUAUGAUGCUUCACUCUAUUUGGUUAAGAAGACUUAAUCUUAGGCUGGGGGCAUAGUAUAUAAUUUUUUUGUUGUUACAAAUAAAUCUUAAGUGUCAAAGUUCAUAUGAGUUACUAGCUUUGUAUUCUUUCCAUAAAUUUUCAUAGUUCUUUCUUGUAAAAAUAUAUACAACAACAAACACAAUAUCAAAGAUUUCCAUAUUAAUAAGAGAAACAAAGCAAUUGUUAUU